Gossypium arboreum is the source of this 402-nucleotide messenger RNA. Its product is annotated as annexin C1-like. The transcript has a single exon. Lineage: Eukaryota; Viridiplantae; Streptophyta; Magnoliopsida; Malvales; Malvaceae. The record is from RefSeq and is a predicted model, not a curated record. Bases 1 to 402 code for a protein of 133 amino acids.
AUGGAGUACUCAUAUGCUAGAGAACACUCUCACACUGCCCAUCAUCCAACUAAUUCCCAAGAUAAUGAAAGACAACGCAAUGACUUUACACCGCCGCACCAACCUGGACACGGUGCUGCACCGAUGCACCAGCCAGGAUAUGCUGCUGCAUUGCCUCACCAACCUGGAUAUGGUGCUGCCCCACCGCACCAACUCGGAUAUGGUGCUGCACACAUGCACCAAGCUGGAUAUGGGGCAACAUUACCACACCAACCAGGAUACGGGGCUCCACCACAGCACCAACCAGGAUAUGGGACUGCAUCGUUGCACCACCUUGGAUAUAGGGCCCCACCGUCGCACCAAGCCGAAUAUGGAGUUGCACCGUCACACCAAGCCGAGUUUAGAGCUGUACCAUCGCCCUAA